AUGGAGUCGAUCGAUGGCGAAAAGACUAGAAAAGUACGAAAAGUGUGACAAAUGUUAAGUUAGAAGAAGCUCUUUUUUGUGGUUUGUAAAAAAUAAAAUUUAGGUGACCCCAUACCAGGGAUUAUAUUGCGUGAACAAGCAUUAAUAUUUGUUAGUAAAAUGGGUGAUACAACUGAUUUUAAAGCUAGUUUAGGCUGGUUAAACAUUUUUAAAUCGCGGUAUGGUAUAAGAGAAUUUAAUAUCCGGGAGAAAUAUUACUAUGUAAUUUUAUAUCUGCAGACAAAUUUAUGGAAACCUUUUUUGAACAUGAUAAAACGAGAAGGAUACAAAAAAUAUUACAUUUACAAUGAUGAUGAAACAAAUAUAAACUGGAAGGAAUUACCACGUAAGUCAUUAGCAUCACGUUGUGAAUCGUUAGCACCUAGUUAUAAAAUUAGCAAAGAUAGGAUUACCGCAAUGGUUUUGCGCAAAUGCUAG
Molecule: messenger RNA, 477 nt
Organism: Cinara cedri
Lineage: Eukaryota; Metazoa; Arthropoda; Insecta; Hemiptera; Aphididae
Source: the annotation of a GenBank genome assembly